UCUCGGCGUCCGUGGCAGCAUCCACUUAUUCUUUACUACUUGCCUGCGAUGUGACUCCACGCCGCUCGCCCACUGGAAUAUCAGCCCGUGUGCCAAGUGACGGAUUUUACGCGCACGCCACGCCGUUCGGUUUUCCGAAUUUGAAGGGGACACCGCGGCAGCGGGCAAUACCUUUUGCCAUGACUGUGGAAUUAAUCAAGAUUUUGUGCCUGGUAACAGCGGUUCUCGCGAUGGAAGAAACGCUGAUGGACACCCGGACGGCCACAGCGGAGCUCGGGUGGACGGCGUACCCUUCUUCAGGGUGGGAGGAAGUUAGCGGCUACGAUGAGAACCUGAACACCAUCAGAACAUACCAGGUGUGCAACGUCUUUGAAUCCAACCAGAACAACUGGCUGCUCACCACUUUCAUCGCCCGUCGCGGCGCUCAGCGCAUCUACGUGGAGAUGCGGUUUACCGUACGGGACUGCAGCAGCAUCCCGCGGGUCCCGGGGUCGUGUAAGGAGACCUUCAACCUCUACUACUAUGAGACGGACUCUGUCAUUGCCACCAAGGGAACGGCGUUCUGGAUGGAGGCCCCGUAUUUAAAGGUGGACACCAUUGCGGCGGACGAGAGCUUUUCCCAGGUGGAUUUCGGCGGCAGGCUGAUGAAAGUGAACACGGAGGUGAGAAGUUUCGGGCCGCUGUCCAAAAAUGGCUUUUACCUGGCGUUUCAGGACUAUGGGGCGUGCAUGUCCUUGCUGUCCGUGCGUGUGUUUUAUAAGAAAUGUCCCAGCGUGGUGCAGAACUUUGCCAUAUUUCCUGAGACCAUGACGGGGGCGGAAAGCACCUCGCUGGUGAUCGCUCGUGGAAUGUGCAUCCCGAACUCUGAGGAAGUGGACGUGCCGAUAAAGUUGUACUGUAAUGGCGAUGGAGACUGGAUGGUUCCGAUUGGAAGCUGCACCUGCAAGGCCGGGUUCGAGCCGGACAAUGGGAACAUCUGUCGAGCUUGUCCUCCAGGAACGUUCAAGUCCAGCCAGGGGACAGGUUUAUGUCUUCAGUGUCCAUCCAACAGCAGGUCCACAUCUGAAGCAGCAACCAUCUGCGUCUGCAGGAACGGCUAUUACAGAGCAGACGGAGAGCAGCCAGACAUACCCUGCACCAGUGUUCCAUCUGGGCCAAGGAACGUCAUAUCCAUCGUGAACGAGACAUCGGUGACCCUAGAGUGGCAUUCCCCGCGUGAGACAGGAGGGCGCGAUGACGUGGUUUACAAUAUCGUAUGUAAGAAAUGCCAAGCUGACUUGCGGUCAUGUUCUCACUGUGAUGACAAUGUGGAAUUUGUGCCCCACCAACUGGGGCUCACCGAAACCAGAGUCUUUAUCAGUAACCUUCUGGCACACACGCUCUACACGUUUGAGAUCCAGGCUGUGAACGGCGUCACCAACAAAAGUCCGUACCCUGCCCAGCACGUCUCCAUUGACAUCACAACUAACCAGGCUGCUCCCUCCAUUGUUCCCAUCAUGCAUCAGGUCAGCUCUACGAUGAAAAGCAUUACGUUGUCGUGGCCGCAGCCUGAACAGCCCAACGGGAUCAUCCUCGACUAUGAGCUAUGCUACUAUGAGAAGGACUUAUCAGAGGUGAACUCGACGCAGGUGAGGAGUCAGACAAACACGGCUCAUGUGGAUGGACUGCGCUCAGGCACCGUGUACGUCGUGCAGGUUCGCGCCAGGACAGUCGCCGGGUUUGGCAAAUACAGCAACAAAAUGUGUUUCCAAACCCUCACAGAUGACGACUAUAAAUCAGAGCUGAGGGAACAGUUGCCGUUGAUUGCGGGCUCCGCCGCGGCUGGAGUGGUCUUCAUUGUGUCUCUGGUGGCCAUAUCCAUAGUCUGUAGCAGAAAACGGGCGUACAAUAAGGAGGCAAUAUACAGCGACAAGCUACAGCACUACAGCACUGGCAGAGAACUGACUCUGAGACCUGAUCUGUCCAAUUGCCACACGCCCAUGGGCUGCCCGACCCUGCCUGGCUCUCCUGGGAUGAAGAUCUACAUCGACCCUUUCACCUAUGAGGACCCGAAUGAAGCCGUGAGAGAGUUUGCCAAAGAAAUCGAUGUCUCGACGGUCAAAAUCGAAGAAGUUAUUGGGGCAGGUGAGUUUGGGGAAGUCUACAAAGGUCGACUCAAACUGCCCGGGAAACGAGAAAUCCACGUCGCCAUCAAAACUCUAAAGGCGGGCUAUUCUGAGAAGCAGAGGCGGGACUUCCUGUCAGAGGCGUCAAUCAUGGGCCAGUUCGACCACCCCAACAUCAUUCGUCUGGAGGGCGUGGUCACCAAGAGCCGGCCCGUCAUGAUCGUCACAGAAUUCAUGGAGAACGGAGCUCUUGACUCCUUCCUUAGGCAAAACGAUGGGCAGUUCACGGUGAUCCAGCUGGUGGGGAUGUUGAGGGGUAUCGCAGCUGGAAUGAAGUACCUGUCAGAGAUGAACUAUGUCCACCGAGACCUCGCCGCUCGCAACAUCCUGGUCAACAGCAACCUGGUGUGCAAAGUCUCCGAUUUCGGGCUGUCCCGCUACCUGCAAGAGGACACCUCCGAUCCCACCUACACCAGCUCGCUGGGUGGAAAGAUCCCUGUCAGAUGGACCUCACCGGAAGCAAUUGCAUACAGGAAGUUCACCUCUGCUAGUGACGUGUGGAGUUACGGUAUCGUCAUGUGGGAGGUGAUGUCCUUCGGCGAGAGGCCCUAUUGGGACAUGAGCAACCAAGAUGUGAUCAAUGCUAUAGAGCAGGACUACAGACUGCCACCCCCUAUGGACUGCCCGACUGCUCUCCACCAGCUGAUGCUUGACUGUUGGCAGAAAGAUCGGAACGUUCGGCCGCGCUUCACGGACAUCGUGAACACGCUCGACAAACUCAUCCGCAACCCAACCAGCCUUAAAGCAGUCGCUAGUAUACCCACAAUUCCAUCCCAGCCUUUGUUGGACAGAUCCAUUCCCGACUUUACCACCUUCAGUUCUUUAGAGGACUGGCUGAGCGCCGUUAAGAUGUCUCAGUAUAGAGAUAACUUCCUUAACUCGGGCUUCACGUCACUUCAGCUCGUCACCCAGAUGACUUCAGAGGACCUGUUGAGGAUAGGUGUGACUCUGGCCGGCCAUCAGAAGAAAAUCCUCAACAGCAUUCAGUCGAUACAUCUGCAGAUGGCACAGUGCCAGACGGACACUGCGCUGGCAUGACUACAGGGGGCGCCGGACGACGGGCCGGGCAGCUUGCGGGAGAUUUACCAGCGGGUGAGCCCAAUCCCAUCGGAGCGCGGCAGAAUAGAGACGAUCAUCCUGAUCUGAGAACGUUUCAGGAGAAACAUCACAACUCCAUAUCCAACAGACCGGACCGAACCGGGACUCGUCGGGAUUCACAGGACGUCUGUUAACAUGUUGGCUAAGACUAGGAAACAGGAAGUCCACUUGACUGUCUGUUUAACACUUCUGACUACAUUUACAGGGAAAACCCAAGAAGCCGACUAUUUUGGUCUCCGUCUUGUCACCGUAGUUUUGGUCUCGGACACACGAUCUACGUUUUCGUUAUUGUCAACUGUUCAAAUACUAUUCAAGUUAUUUUCUCCGGUUCCUGAUGUUUUUGAUCACUUCUGCUUCCCACUUACACUACCUGUUGAUCUCGGAAUGGCUGCCAUUGCCAAAGGACAUCCUGUAUGCCUGCUUCCCACCCCCCGGCCAUACGAGCGUAAAUGAUGUAUAUCUUUAAAUAAAUGCGUAUAUCUUCAGAGUAAACCUUCAUAUUGAAGGUGAAGUGGAAUGGACUUGUAUGUAAAUACCCACUUCUUUCGCUUGCAUUUUUGGCAAUGUUGCUUACCGAAUGGACCAGAACCGCCCGUUAGGUGUCUCGCGAUUCUGGAAGGCGUCGGGCGUGAUGCCACGAGUGUGAUCUGGGAUGAACUCUGACUCUUUGUCUAUGUUGUGUAAAUAUCAGUUAGUUGUGUAUAAAAUAGCGAGAAAAGAAAUACCUUAGGUGAAAAAAGCUACGCAUUCAGGCCACUAAAGGAAGCAGUGUUUAUUGUAGGUGUUCCCACGCUCCUGAGCACUUACGUGUACAGCUUUUCUUUCUUCCACCUCUUCUAGUUGUUCUUGUUAGUGAGUGUUUGAAUGCGUCGACUAGCAUCGGGUAGGCCACCCGAACUAGCUGGUUCACUUAAAUGUAGUUCCACUGUUAAUAAGCUGUACUAAUGUUGGUCUAACAGGGUCUUAAAAACCGCCAAUCUGUUUUUCAAACACGUGUUUACAUGAUAAGCGAACUGAAAGGUCACAGACAGGUAAUAGACGGACACGGAGCUAGCUACGUGCGCGGGAAAUUCCCGAUCAGACCGAGUUGCUCUCUCAGCUUCAGAUAUUUCUCUGACAUUGUUAAACGCGGUACUUGUUCUCCGUUCCAUCAGCUCUCCAAUUAUUUGCGUGCAUGUCUGGAUGGAACAUCUGUGUGACCCUUUAGGAACAGAUGCCUAACACCACCCCAUUGAGCACAUUCUACUUAUCCAGUCAGUGAAACACUCUCUUCGCACACACGGAUCGUUCCCGCAUUCGGGACCUUUCUUGGUUCAUAUUUUUGGUUGCCAUGGAGAAAAAUGUUUUUUUUUUUGUUAACUGCUUUACCUUUCAUUCAUCUGUUGAAGUAUGUGUAUGUGGCUCGGGUUGUAGACCUGCCAACGGUUCCCAUGAGAAAAACAGCUUAGUAAACAUAAAUUAUGUAUAGAUGGAAAUCUAAAACUACAUAAAGGUGUGUGAAAACUAGGUUUAGGGUGAUUAAAGUAUUUUUAUCUCUGCAUAAAAACAUUAGAAAUCAGUGGCCAAUGAGCGUGCAUGCGGUGUUUGUGUGUGAUGAAUUAGCCGCUACGUUGUCUGUAAGUUAAUGAGUCUCAUGGUUUAUGGUUAUUGUCUAAGAGCAACAUACACACAUAAUCCAUCAUGCAGAUAUACCCGAGGUGUUACACCUAAUUGGCCACAAUGAAUUUCACCAUGGCAACCAAAAAGCAUAUUGCUUCUUUGUUAAAGAUGAUACAUUUCUGCAGCUUCUGUCAAUAGCUCUUACCUUUGGACAAGCACACACAAACGCACGCACGCACACUUGCAUUAAUUGUAGGCUACUGCAACUUGUGUUCCCUUUCGAAAAUGAACCACUGUUUUACUACAUUUUAAACAAAAAAAUAACAUGGUUACUGUAGUUAAUCCAUGCCCUGUAAAAAUUUUGUAAAUUUGCAGUUUUCUGUAAUUUUACAUUUUUUACUGUAUUUUUAUCUGUACAAAAUAGUGUAAAAUGUAAAAUUACAAUGUGUUUCAUUUUGUUCUUGUAAAUUUGCAGUCUUUUUCUGUAAUUUGACAGGUUUUCACAGUUUAAAGAAAAACGUAAAUUAAAAUUCUGUAAAAUGACAGAAAAUUUUACAGAUACAUAGAAAGUCUGUUAAAAAUAACAGUAAAAUUCUCUAAAUUACAGUUUUUUACAGAAUGGUUACCACAAAAUAACCAUGUUUCUAAUUAAAAAAUCAUGGUUGCUUUAGUAAAACCAUGGUUUUGCCAAAAAAAAAAAAAAUUUUCAAGGGGGUCCUGAUGGUAAUCAAUACACCAAAAAAAUACGGUUACUUCAAAUUUACCACAAAAACCAUGGUUCAUUUUCAAAAGACUUGUAUUGCAUAAAAGAAAAGUGCAUUUAAUUCUCUAUAUAAAAACACCGUGGACAAAUUCCAGUUGUGUUCCUCUUUUAUAUAAACGUUAGCACAACAUUAAAAUGUCUCUUCAUGUACCGCUGUGUAAGCCACCAGAAGCGGCUCAAUUAAUGCUCACUAAGUAUCUCCGCCCUGUGCCUCUCGUGGCUUGCGUCCAGCUCGUUCGCUGUGGGGCGUAACCAAGCUGUCCGGAGUCCUGCCGUAUGGCCCCACUGAAAAAUGGCUGACUCGAUCUCAUCCCCAUGGACACACUGGGUAGGGCGGGGCCUGCCGGCUACCUGCCGACAUAGCAAACAGACGGCAGAGAAUGGUGAAUGAGCUGGGGUGAGUGAGAACAAAAGAGCUAUACGAGAGGAGGAGACUGUAGCCAGUCCAGGGCGAGAAAUGGAGUUAGGAGAAAAAAUGGAACGUCAUCUGUGCACAUUAUUCCAUAUAAAAAUAAUGCAGAGGGGAUUUGGUACUUAUGACAAUUGGCAUAGUGUUGAUCAUCUUUUAAUCUGAAUAGUUGCUCUUCACUGUCUGCACAUAAAGCACUAAACCAUUUCAGAUGUAAUAUGUGGUUUAUAUUUGCAUAUGUACAUUAACAGAUUGUUUGUAAUGAGAAUGUGUCCUUUCCACCACGUCUCUCUUCAAUUAUUUAAAUGUUCUUGCUCUUUAUGUUCAGUUAGCACCAUCGAGAUCUAGGUGUUUUUUAGGGGUGUUCAAAAAGAAACGGCCAGGGGAUGAGACGAUGAGCGGAAAUGAUUCCAGUCUAAUUUUAUCGCUCCUUGCCUGGAGUGUCGACACAUUCUGGAAUCUUGUGCAUAUUUGGCAGAGGAUCAGCGGCGAUGCCAUUACCGUGCCAACUGAAGUCUGAGCCGUGUCGGGUGUAUGCGUUCACGAGCACUGCUCAGACUUCACAAGCACAAACAAAAGCUUCGUCUGGAACUGCCUGUAGGAACGGGCCUGUGACUUUUUGCAGUUUCUCUUUACUGCGCUUUAAACGAAACGUUCAUGACGAAGUGAUGAAGCAUUACUUUUGGCAACCGAGAAGGAGAGGGGAGAAAGUCAAAGGGUUUGAGAGAGGGGGAGAUAGAGAGAGAGUGAACUGUUGAUGAAACUAGCAUGCCAUGGAUUCUAGCUCGCACUGUUCUGUAGAUACUGAAAGAAGGAAAGUCCCCCCACCCCGCCAAGGCUAUAUAGUUACCACUUGUUUCUUGUGAUGAGUAUGUCAGAGUUUAAAACUGUAAUUUUCUGAAAACUAUUGUACUGAAAUGCACUCAAUAAAGACCUUGGAAAAGUUGA
Molecule: messenger RNA, 6982 nt
Organism: Triplophysa rosa
Lineage: Eukaryota; Metazoa; Chordata; Actinopteri; Cypriniformes; Nemacheilidae
Product: ephrin type-B receptor 1-B
Exons: 16
Coding region: 180-3203 (1007 amino acids)
Biological process (GO): protein phosphorylation; cell surface receptor protein tyrosine kinase signaling pathway; axon guidance
Cellular component (GO): neuron projection; plasma membrane
Molecular function (GO): transmembrane-ephrin receptor activity; ATP binding; protein binding
Source: RefSeq, a predicted model, not a curated record